AAACGGACACAACAAGCGACAUUUUAUUAUCAUUCAUUCAUGGAAGUUACUGCUGAUAAUCGUCAGGAAUGUCCACCAUUUGGCUACAGGUCAGGCAGUGUGGCAAUCAAGUUGGACAGGAAUGGUGGAAACUCAUUGCCAAUGAAAGGGCUCCAAAUUCUGCUGUGGACAGGUCAUUCAGAGAGUCAAACGUUUUAAUUGGCUUGAGAGGAAGAGGCAACAACUGGGCUUUUGGGUAUCAUAGGCUGCGGACAGAGGACGAGGACAGUUUGCUUCACCGCACCAUGGAUAGCUUCCGGAAAGAAGUGGAGCAGCGGGACAGUUACAGUGCAGUCAUACUAUUACACAGCCUGAGUGGUGGCACAGGGUAUGGAUUGGGUGCACGAUUAUGUGAAUCAAUCCGAAAGGACUUUCCAAUGGGCUACAUUCUGUCUGUGACAGUCGCUCCACAUCAAGCAGGGGAAAGCCCACUGCAACACUUCAACUCCCUGCUUUGCCUUUCCUGGUUUCAAAGGUACGCUGAUGGGGUACUCCUGUUUCACAAUGAUGACAUGUUGCGCAGCAUGCAUGCCUUGUUUGGAAAAAAGACUGAACACAUCUCAGCUCUACAGGCGCAAAUUUCUUUGUACGACAUGAACACACAUAUUGCAUCCUGUCUGGCGGGACUGAUGUACCCAGUGAGCAGCCUCCGAACGCGAAGUGGUGUCAGCAUUGGUCUGGAGCCCUGGGAGCUGUUGAGAUCUGUCUGUCCAGUGCCUACAACCAAAUUCCUAUACACAAGCCAGAUGAACAAGAGGGGCAAUGCAUCCUGGGAUAGUAUGCUAUCCUCCAUUGUGCGCACUCUUCCACAUCACUCAUCCACCAGGAAUAUUCAUCAGAGCACGGCUGUCCUAGCUGUGGCUCGUGGGAAUGGAGCGGACACAUUUAAUUGCUCGCCAUUCAUGAUGAAAAUGAAACAAGGAUAUGGAUGUGUUUCGUGGAACCCUCAUCCCUUGGACUAUUGGACAGAUCCUUGGAAUAUUGUUGACCUGACUUCACCCAGCCGGUUGCUGACCAUUUGUGCCAACCAUAGCAGUGUGUUAGACUAUAUGCAGCGUGUCCUAGAGAAGGCUCGGACCAUGUAUGAUGCCCAUGCCUAUCUCCACUGGUACUGGAAGCACGGCUGUGAAGAGGGAGACUUCUUGCAAGCCUUCGAGAUUCUGGAUUCUGUGGUGAAGGAAUACAGUGCUGCAGGAGAUCACUGACCAUCAAUAUUACUGAUUUACAUGUGUCAUUAAUAAGUGUUGAUGUAUGGGACAGGAGCGGCAGGGACUAGGUGCUGGCCUUUCUCCUCUAGACUGAAGAUUAUUAUCCAGCUCUGUCUCCUGGUUUGAAAUAUGGGAAGUCACAGUCUAAUUAUUGGUAUGGGCAAUGGGGAAAUGUUCACACUUGUUCAUUCUGAUGUGGAUGAGGCACAGUGUUGGGAGAAGUAGUUUUACUCUGUCUCCAGCUAUGCUGUUCCUGUCCUGGGAGUGU
This is a messenger RNA of Carcharodon carcharias (great white shark), 1515 nucleotides long. Its product is annotated as tubulin delta chain-like. Gene Ontology annotation, molecular function: GTP binding; structural constituent of cytoskeleton. Bases 69 to 1244 code for a protein of 391 amino acids. The transcript has 10 exons. Gene Ontology annotation, biological process: mitotic cell cycle; microtubule cytoskeleton organization. The record is from RefSeq and is a predicted model, not a curated record. NCBI's taxonomy places the organism in Eukaryota, Metazoa, Chordata, Chondrichthyes, Lamniformes, Lamnidae. Gene Ontology annotation, cellular component: cytoplasm; microtubule.